Molecule: messenger RNA, 1405 nt
Organism: Lepus europaeus (European hare)
Lineage: Eukaryota; Metazoa; Chordata; Mammalia; Lagomorpha; Leporidae
Product: putative protein T-ENOL
Exons: 6
Coding region: 139-567 (142 amino acids)
Source: RefSeq, a predicted model, not a curated record
GCUGCGAAGUGGCGGCUAGAGCGGCCCUGCGUGGGGCUGGCGCCUGCUUCUGGGGACACCCUAGUGGUGGGAGGCUCCACACCCUGCGCAGUCGCCCCAGAUUUCCCAGGCCUCCGGCGCAGGGACCUGGAGGGGGGCAUGGCAUCCGCUCCCGCCAGGAAUGAGGAGAAGGGCAGCCGGCUGGCUCCAGCUCCAGCCUCCUUGAGUGAGGGGCCGCUGAGCUCCGAAGGGGAGACCCUGGAGAUGGGAGUGGAACUGAGGGCUCCCAGGCAGAGGCACCCGUCCCAGAAGGUUUCACUCUCUCGCUCUGAGGAAUUCCUGACCCGGAUCAGCACGGAGCUCACCGACGAGGCCUUGUUUAUCGCUUGCUGCCAUAUGAAUCCUGUGCCCAUCAAGGAGAAGCAGACAAAAGACCAAGGGACUCAGAUAUCCCAGCACGUGUUCUGCACCAAGACCCGAGGCACGGACACCCGCUCUGACAGGAACCGGACCCGCACCAAGGCACACCUCCUGCCAUCCCCUCGAGCCAAGACUGUGCCUCCAAGCUCCCCUUUUGCAACUCGUUAAGCACUUCAUUUGACACGGACUCCCGGUCGUGAGCAGUGGUCACCCCGAAGCCUCUGGACCGUUCUGGAACCAUCAACUCAACUUGGCACACAACUCACCACCCUCUGGCACGGACACUGCCAGGAAUCAAGGCUGUAAUAAAGUCGACCCCUCCCUUCCUCGGGCUCCAGAGUGCUCUGCUGUGGCUUCUGGGGGGGUGGAGGUGUGAGAAGAUGCACACGUGCACCCCCUUUUUGGGGGGGCAGGUGUGGACGCUGAGUGUGGGCACUUGUGGGGGAUGGCUUGAAUUCAGUCUGUUGGCAGAGGCGAGCUCUCCUAGCCAGAUUUGACCCCUCCCAGGUCUAGACCACCAUCAGUGUUGGGGACCCUGAGCCUUGGGUCACGCCCAUCCCCUGUGAGAAGGCUGCAUGACGGUCUUUAUAUUGAAAUCUCUGCUGGGAGCCUCCUGAGAAAGUCUAUAUACAUCUCCGCGCAUCAGUUUUCUUAUCUGGAACGUAGGAAUGAUAACCCGUCUGUCUCCCAGGGUCCUUGUGAGGGUUCAAAACCACUGCAGGGGCUGGUGCUGUGGCUCAGCGGGUUAACGCCCUGGCCUGAAGUGAUGGCAUCCCAUACGGGCACCGGUUCGAGACCCAGCUGCUCCACUUCCCAUCCAGCUCUCUGCUAUGGCCUGGGAAAGCAGUAGAAGAUGGCUCAAGUCUUUGGGCCCCUGCACCCGUGUGGGAGACCUGGAAGAAGCUCCUGGCUCUAAAUCGGCGCAGUUCUGGCCGUUGCGGCCAAUUGGGGAGUGAACCAUUGGUUGGAAGACCUCUCUCUCUCUCUUCCUCUCCUCUUUGUGUUA